Paralichthys olivaceus (Japanese flounder) is the source of this 1075-nucleotide messenger RNA. NCBI's taxonomy places the organism in Eukaryota, Metazoa, Chordata, Actinopteri, Pleuronectiformes, Paralichthyidae. The record is from RefSeq and is a predicted model, not a curated record.
GUCGUUUGCAUCCUUUGCGAUGACCCAUCAGUACCCUGGUCGCCAUGGUCACCCAUCAUCUUGGUGACCAACCUGUCCCAAACCCCGCCCCUCCGCCCCUGUCCAAUCAGCGGCUGGAAUGCACGUGAUGGGCAGCGUCUCCCCGGCCAAUGAGAGGCAGAGUUUCUCCCAUGAAGAUGAAGGCAUGACUGUUUUCAUACCGACGUCUCAGACGUCUCAGACGUCUCCGCCUUCUCCUCCUCCUCCUCCUCCUCCUCCUCCUCCUCCUCCUCCUCCUCCUCCCUUACCGUCCCUGCUUCCAGGGCUGGGAGACCCCGCAGAAGGCGUCCUGAGGAAGACGAGGGUGAGAAGCUUCUUCUGGAAAACAAUUCCUGAGGAUCAGGUGAGGGGGCGGGACAACCUCUGGACUCAGGACCGAGUGCAGCAGCAUCAGAUCGACAUGCGCAGCAUCGAGAAGCUGUUUGGUGAGAACAACUGUCAAUCACACAACAAGACCACGCCCACCUGGGGAGGGAGGAUCAGGAGUUCAUUCAGAGAAAAAGAGCUCUCUCUCCUGAACUCGAAGCGAGGAAUGAACGUUGGAAUUUUCCUCAAACAAUUCAAGAGGUCCAGUCAGACGAUCAUCGAUGAUAUUCACCAUGGCAACAGUGAACCCUAUGGGGCGGAGCCUCUGAGGGAGCUGCUCAAACUGCUGCCAGAGAGUGAAGAGCUGAGGAAGCUGACUUCGUACCGUGGCGACGCCUCUAAGCUCUCAUUGGCUGAUUCCUUCGUCUACCUGCUGGUUCAGUUGCCCAGUUACUCGGUGCGGAUCGAGUCCAUGCUGUUGAAGGAGGAGUUUCCUGCAGCGUGCGACUCCAUGAAACAAAAUAUUUGCAUCCUUCGUUCUGCCACCAAAGAGUUGUUGACGUGUGACGAGCUUCAUGUCGUUCUUCACCUGGUUCUUCAGGCUGGAAACAUCCUCAACACAGGAGGCUGUGCAGGAAACGCUGUCGGCUUCAAACUGUCGUCUCUCCUGACUCUGGGCGACACCAAGGCCAACACACCAGGCAUGAACCUGCUGCACUUUGUCGCCCUG